AUGGACGUAUCCAUCACUCGCCAAAUGGUAAUGGACCAAGCACAUCACAAGGAAGUCAUUGCAGCAAUGGCAGCAUUGGGAGAAGAGUUCUUGAUGAGAGCCGCAACCAGAGACGGAGAGCCCGAUAAUGAAGCCUACAAAAAGUGGUCCAAGCAACAGAUUGCAAAGACCGAAUUCCAAGCACUCAAACAAGCACUCACGGCCACCUACGUUGGACUACAACAAGGAAUGGAGACAGACACCAAAUCAACAACUGGCAAAACUCAACAUGGUCCAAUACGAAGGAGGCAUGAUGAUGUAUGA
Molecule: messenger RNA, 303 nt
Organism: Cylindrotheca closterium
Lineage: Eukaryota; Bacillariophyta; Bacillariophyceae; Bacillariales; Bacillariaceae
Source: the annotation of a GenBank genome assembly